AUGGUUACUAAAAAAUUAGCGGAAACGUCUGUUUCUAAUCCUUCAGGAUGGAAAAGUUUAUUAAUAUUUACAGUUUUACUAUUAGCAUGGUUAGCCGGGUUUUCUUCCAGACUAUUUGCCGUCAUUCGGUUUGAAAGUAUUAUUCAUGAAUUUGACCCUUGGUUUAAUUACCGUUCAACGGCUUAUAUGGUUAAACAUGGAUUUUAUAAUUUCUUGAAUUGGUUUGAUGAGAGAGCCUGGUACCCCCUGGGAAGAAUAGUUGGAGGAACUAUUUACCCUGGUCUAAUGAUAACUUCUGGUAGCAUACAUUACAUUUUACAUUCUUUGAAUAUACCUGUUCACAUAAGAGAUAUAUGUGUAUUUUUGGCUCCCAUAUUCAGUGGAUUAACUGCAAUCGCUACAUAUUUUUUAACUAAAGAAUUAUGGUCAAGUGGAGCAGGACUUUUUGCUGCAUGUUUUAUUGCUAUAGUACCUGGUUACAUCAGUAGAUCAGUGGCAGGAAGCUACGACAAUGAAGGAAUAGCUAUAUUUGCUUUACAGUUAACCUAUUUUCUCUGGGUUAAGUCAGUCAAAACGGGAUCAAUAUUUUGGUCUAGUCUUACUGCACUGUCUUAUUUUUACAUGGUUUCUGCCUGGGGUGGAUAUGUAUUUAUUAUUAAUUUAAUUCCUCUUCAUGUAUUUGCCCUUUUAAUAAUGGGCAGAUACUCAAGCAGAUUGUUUACUUCUUACACAACAUUUUAUGUUUUGGGCUUGCUUUUGAGUAUGCAAAUACCUUUUGUCGGUUUUCAACCUAUUCGUACAAGUGAACACAUGGCAGCUUCUGGUAUUUUUGCUUUGUUAAUAGCAGUGGCAACUCUUAAACACAUGCAAACUGUUUUGUCAAAGGCUGACUUUAAACACCUUUUUAUAGUCGGAGGUAUAUCGGCAGCUGUUUUAGUUUUUUUAACAGUAGUUAUCUUAACAUACUUUGGUGUGAUUGCUCCAUGGAGUGGUCGUUUUUAUUCACUUUGGGAUACUGGUUAUGCGAAAAUUCACAUUCCAAUUAUAGCUUCAGUUUCUGAACAUCAACCAACUACUUGGUUCUCAUUUUUUUUCGAUUUCCAUAUAUUAGUUACAACAUUUCCAGUUGGUUUGUGGUAUUGCAUAAAGAAUGUCAACGAUGAAAGAGUUUUUGUCAUACUCUAUUCUUUAAGUGCUGUAUAUUUUGCUGGAGUCAUGGUUCGUUUAAUUCUGACUUUAACUCCAGUUGUAUGCAUGCUGAGCGGUGUAGCCUUUUCUAUUUUCUUUGGGUCAUUUCUUAAAGAAGACGAAAGAGCAACAAAUGUUGAAAGUGAUAGCGAAGACAGUUCAAACGACAGAAGCAGCAAUAAAAAUAUGUAUGACAAGGCUGGUAAAUUAAGAAAAAUGAGACACGAACAACAAAAAGAUGCAGAAGGACUUGGAGUUAAUGUAAAAAGUAUUGUUACGAUUGGUGUGGUAUUGACAUUGGUUAUGUUUGCUGUUCAUUGUACCUGGGUUACAAGCAACGCUUAUUCAAGUCCUAGUAUUGUCCUUGCUUCUUAUAGCCAAGACGGAUCCAGGCAAAUAUUAGAUGAUUUUAGAGAAGCAUAUUUUUGGAUUUCACAAAAUACUGCCAACGAUGCGAGAAUAAUGAGCUGGUGGGAUUACGGAUAUCAAAUAGCAGGAAUGGCAAAUCGUACUACUCUGGUUGAUAAUAAUACCUGGAAUAACAGUCACAUCGCUUUGGUUGGUAAAGCCAUGUCAUCCAACGAAAGCGAAGCAUAUAAAAUAAUGACGGCUUUGGAUGUUGAUUACGUAUUGGUUAUUUUCGGGGGUGUCAUCGGAUAUUCGGGAGACGACAUAAAUAAAUUUUUGUGGAUGGUGAGAAUCGCCGAAGGAGAGCAUCCCAAAGACAUUCGGGAAGCAGAUUAUUUCACCGAGAGGGGAGAAUUUCGUGUGGAUUCAGAGGGGACUCCGACACUUUUAAAUUGUCUAAUGUAUAAAUUAAGUUACUUUAGAUUUGGAGAAUUAAAAAUGGAUUACAGGAGUCCUGCUGGUUUCGAUAGAACGAGAAAUUCGGUGAUUGGAAAUAAAAAUUUUGAUUUAACUUAUUUGGAAGAAGCUUACACGACGGAACAUUGGCUAGUAAGAGUUUACAGGUAA
Messenger RNA from Pediculus humanus corporis (human body louse), 2163 nucleotides. RefSeq names its product Dolichyl-diphosphooligosaccharide--protein glycosyltransferase subunit STT3B, putative. The record is from RefSeq and is a predicted model, not a curated record. Gene Ontology annotation, cellular component: membrane. Gene Ontology annotation, molecular function: dolichyl-diphosphooligosaccharide-protein glycotransferase activity. NCBI's taxonomy places the organism in Eukaryota, Metazoa, Arthropoda, Insecta, Psocodea, Pediculidae. Gene Ontology annotation, biological process: post-translational protein modification. The transcript is spliced from 10 exons. The coding region runs from base 1 to 2163 and encodes 720 amino acids.